Molecule: messenger RNA, 2871 nt
Organism: Phodopus roborovskii (desert hamster)
Lineage: Eukaryota; Metazoa; Chordata; Mammalia; Rodentia; Cricetidae
Product: cytochrome P450 2J3
Exons: 9
Coding region: 30-1538 (502 amino acids)
Biological process (GO): xenobiotic metabolic process
Cellular component (GO): cytoplasm; intracellular membrane-bounded organelle
Molecular function (GO): oxidoreductase activity, acting on paired donors, with incorporation or reduction of molecular oxygen, reduced flavin or flavoprotein as one donor, and incorporation of one atom of oxygen; heme binding; iron ion binding
Source: RefSeq, a predicted model, not a curated record
CCCCAGGAGAGCUUGUUCUGGUACCAGCCAUGCUUGCCUCCACGGGCUCCCUGGUGGCCUCUAUCUGGGCAGCUCUCCAUCUCCAGACUCUGCUGCUAGCAGCUGUUGUCUUCCUGUUCCUGGCUGACUACCUCAAAAACCAGCGACCCAAGAACUACCCACCAGGGCCUAGGCGCCUGCCCUUUUUUGGCUGCUUGUUCUAUUUGGAUCCAAAGCAGCCUCACAUAACUCUGCAGAAGUUUGUGAAGAAAUAUGGGAACGUUUUAAGCUUGGAUUUUGCUAAUAUACCCUCAGUGGUUGUAAGUGGCAUGCCCUUAAUCAAGGAAGUCUUUACUCAGUUGGAGCCAAACUUUCUUAACCGUCCUGUCAGUCUUCUCCGAAAACAACUCUUUAAUAAAAAUGGGUUGGUCUUCUCCAGUGGUCAGACAUGGAAGGAACAAAGAAGGUUCACCCUGAUGACAUUGAGGAACUUUGGAUUGGGAAAGAAGAGCCUAGAGCAGCGCAUACAGGAGGAAGCCAGACACCUCGUGGAGGCCAUAGGAGAGGAGGGAGGAGAGCCUUUUGACCCUCACUUCAGUAUCAACAAUGCAGUUUCCAACAUCAUUUCCUCUGUCACCUUUGGGGAGCGCUUUGAGUACCAUGACAGUCACUUUCAGGAGAUGCUGAGGUUACUGGAUGAGGCCAUGUGUUUGGAGUCAUCAAUGAUGUGUCAGCUCUACAAUAUCUUUCCAAGGAUAAUUCAUUAUCUUCCUGGAUCACACCAAACAUUUUUCAGAAACUGGAGAAAACUGAAAUUAUUUGUUUCUAAUAUUAUUGACAAUCACAGGAAAGACUGGGACCCUAAUGAGCCAAGAGACUUCAUUGAUGUUUUCCUCAAGGAAAUGACAAAGUACCCAGACAAGACUACUACAAGUUUCAAUGAUGAAAACCUCAUCUGCAGCACUCUGGACCUCUUCUUUGCAGGAACAGAGACAACAUCUACAACACUGCGCUGGGCUGUGCUCUGUAUGGCUCUCUACCCAGAAGUCCAAGAAAAAGUACAGGCUGAGAUCGACGAAGUGAUUGGUCAAGGAAGACAGCCAAGCCUGGCUGACAGAGAGUCCAUGCCCUACACCAAUGCUGUGAUCCACGAGGUGCAGAGAAUAGGAAACAUCAUCCCCUUUAAUGUUCCCAGGGAAACAAUAGCUGACACCAAGUUGGCUGGAUUUUACAUGCCAAAGGGAGUCAUGGUCCUAACCAACCUGACUGCACUGCACAGAGACCCCAAAGAGUGGGCCACUCCAGACAUCUUCAACCCAGAGCACUUUUUGGAGAAUGGACAGUUUAAGAAGAGGGAAUCAUUUCUGCCAUUCUCAAUGGGAAAGCGAGCUUGUCUUGGAGAGCAAUUGGCCAGGUCUGAGCUCUUUAUUUUCUUCACUGCUCUUGUGCAAAAAUUUACCUUCAAGCCCCCAGCCAAUGAGAAGCUAAGCCUGGAAUUCAGAAUGUCUGUUACUGUUUCACCUGUCAGUCACCACAUCUGUGUGAUUCCUAGGCUGUGAUGUUGAAGAAGGAAAGUGUGAAGAAAUAACAUCUGCUUGGAAGACACUGGUCCUUGCUCACAGCUGAGGGGAUAUAAUGAAGGUGACUGGGGAAAUGGGUAUAAUGACACUAAAGAGAUUGAAUCCAAUUAUGGGUUCAUAAGUGGAAAGCCUUUUGCUACGUCAAUGACAGAGCUUUCCACCUAAGAUUUUCAGAGAAAGAUGAUUCCUCCAGUAAAGAAAAUGCUUUCAAGGAUCAUGAGAAAUAAUGGAUUAAAUUAAUAUGGAGAUUGUAAAAACAGUCAUAAAAGCUAUGCCCUUACUUUGCCCAUUCCUUUUCUCCCACUGUCCAUGAAGCUUCUCCCACUGGCUAGGUCUGCAGCUGCCAUCCAAAAAUUAUAUAAAAAAGAUGUGUGAGGGAAACUUCCAACAAUCAUUCCUCUUUCGUUUUGGAAGUCUCAUCCUCUCCUCUCUUCAUUCCUGCUAGAGAUCUAGUAUACAAGCAAUUUGAGAGGAAAUAAAGAAAUAAGGGACAUAAGGAAACAAGCCAUUAAGAGCUGUGUUAUAGAUGUGUCUUCUGGGGAUGAGUGCCCCACAGGCAGCUGUUCCCUGCAUGGUGACCAGCUGUGGGUCUCUGUAAUGUUCUCCCUAUGCUUCAAAAACAAGUUUCCUUGAUGAGGAGUGAGAGCUGCACUUACCUGUGGGUCUAAGGAUGGGUGAUUAUAAUGUAGUUUGAAAAUACAUUGAUUUAGGACAGUGGAGUAACAGGUUUUCCUCUAUCCAUGCCCUCACCAGCUAUGGAUACUUAGUAAAUCUAACAGUGCCACUGCAAACACCAGUUUGGGGAUUCCAGGUAAAAUGUGUUUAUGGAUAUUGAGAAUUGACACUGAGGAAUGGCUAAGGGACUCCACAAGAGGGAGACAAGAAGAUUGUUGUUCUGCUUAGAGCCCUGGGAAUGGAGGAAGAGGGUGAGGAGAAGGAAGCUACAGUGUGUCUGCUAUAGACCUGGAGAUGAGACAAGAGUGGGGGUAUGGGGUGGUUGGAUUUGGAGGAGCAGUGGCCUCUGGGUUCUCAGGGAAUGCCUGGGAUAAAGCAAUGAGUGGUAGGAAGACAGUAAGAUGAGGAAGAUGGGUGUGAGUCAGUGGAGAUGGAGAGGGCAUGGCCACAGCUAGUGGUCUGCAUCUACUGCAGAGCUAAGAAUGAGACUAGGGGGUUGUUGGAUUUAGAGGAGGCAAGGGAGAAGUGGUCUUCUCUUAGCUUACCUGCUCACUUAGUCCAAAUGGCCUUGACAUUAUGUGGUUUAACAGCUAUCCCUGGGAGGCCUGCUCUUUUCUUUAGGAAAAUAAAGGAUUGG